UUCCAGCCUCCAGGCCUGCAUUUCCGCAUUUUCCCUGCAAAACGGAGCCCUUUCCUGCGUAUUCUCCAUGUAAAGUGACACCGGAGCCGUAGGAAGCAGUCAGAGGGAGUUUGAGAAUCCGUCCACCACGUCUACACACUUCUCUUCUCAACUACAGUGAUCGAGAGGGUUUGAGGAAACUCUGCUGCAGCGCCCGAAAGCAGCAACGAGCCCUUUACAAAACACAAACGGAAGAUGAUACGGUUAUUGGUACAGAUGAUUCUACCGGCGAUCUUAGUGACAUUCGUGGCGUGCAACGCGCCGCCGGUACCGUUAGAUGACAUCGUGAUAGAGAAGACGUUCACUCCGGAGCGCUGCGACCGGAUGGUCAAGUCAGGAGACUUUGUUCGGUAUCAUUACAUCGGCAUGUUCCCUGAUGGAAAGAAGUUUGACUCUAGUUAUGACCGUGGCACCACCUAUAAUGUGUUUGUUGGUCGGAAGCAGUUGAUCGCUGGAAUGGACAAAGCUUUAGUGGGCAUGUGUGUUAAUGAAAGAUGGAUGAUCAAAAUCCCUCCACAGCUUGCCUACGGAAAGGACGGUUAUGGUGACAUCAUCCCCGCAGAUUCCAUCCUUCACUUUGAUGUGUUGAUGUUGGACAUUUGGAACACAGAGGACAAGGUGCAGAUAAAGACCUACCACAAGCCAGAGAGCUGUGUCCGCACUGUACAAGUGUCUGAUUAUGUCCGAUACCACUACAAUGGUACUCUGCUCGAUGGCACGCUGUUCGACUCCAGUCACACACGUAUGCGCACAUACGACACUUAUGUGGGGAUUGGCUGGCUCAUUGCAGGAAUGGACCAGGGGCUUUUGGGAAUGUGUGUGGGAGAAAAACGCAUCAUCACCAUGCCACCUUUCCUUGGCUAUGGAGAGAAAGGGGAUGGAAGUGACAUCCCCGCUCAAGCCUCUCUGGUAUUUGAUGUGAUUCUGCUGGACCUUCAUAACCCUAAAGAUGAAAUCACAGUAGAAGUGCAAAGCCUUCCAGAUCCCUGUCCACGCAAGAGUCAAGUAGGAGACUUCAUGCGUUACCAUUAUAAUGGAUCCCUGCUGGAUGGCACAUUCUUUGACUCCAGUUAUUCAAGGAAUCGCACAUAUGACACUUACAUCGGUAAAGGCUAUGUGAUCACAGGAAUGGACAAAGGACUCCUGGGUGUGUGUGUUGGAGAGCACAGGAGGAUUGUUAUCCCACCUCACCUGGCGUAUGGAGAAGAGGGCACAGGAACUAAGAUCCCUGGCUCAGCUGUGCUGGUGUUUGAUGUCCACAUUAUUGAUUUCCAUAACCCAUCUGAUAUAGUUGAGAUCACCGGUGUGAAACCAGAGAAUUGCACCCACAAUGCAAAACGUGGUGACUUUGUCAAAUACCACUACAAUGCCACUCUCAUGGACGGCACUUACAUCGGCUCCACGCACAACUCUGGUAAGACAUAUGAUGUGGUUCUGGGGGCUGGACAGGUGGUCAUAGGCAUGGAGCAAGGGCUUAUAGGAAUGUGUGUUGGAGAGAAGCGCAGGCUAGUCAUUCCACCUCACCUUGCCUAUGGAGAACAGGGAGUAGAUGGUGAGGUCCCUGGCAGUGCUGUGCUGGUGUUUGAUGUUGAGUUGGUGGACCUGGAGGACGGUCUUCCUGAAGGCUACAUGUUUGUGUGGAACGGCGAUGUCUCACCCAAUCUUUUCAGUGAGAUGGACAAGAACAAAGACGCACAAGUGGACACUACUGAGUUUUCAGAUUACAUCCUGCAGCAGGUAGAAGAGGGCAAAGGUCGUCUGGCUCCAGGUUUUGAGCCGCAACGCAUCAUACAGAACAUGUACGAUAACCAGGAUCGCAACAAGGAUGGACGAAUCACAGAGGAUGAGUUUAAACUCAAGGCAGAUGAAGCAGGCUCUCAUGAUGAGUUAUGAGGCUGGACUCAGGGAUGAAGGGUUUUGAUUGGUUGAAUAUUAUAAAUGGGGAGGGUAUAAAGACACUGAAUUUGUCAGUGAAGUGUAACUCAGUGAUGUUGUUGACUUUAGAUGUUUGUCUGAGAGGUGUAUGCAUGUAUGAGUGUGCAUAAUUGUGUUUAUAUAUGAUUUUUUUUGUACGGGUCUUUGAAUGUUUGUAGGAGUCUGGAGUGAUACAAAUGUGCAAAACAUUACUUUGUAAAAAAAAUCCCUUAAAUAAACACAUUCCAACCCCCAAA
Messenger RNA from Cyprinus carpio (common carp), 2210 nucleotides. Its product is annotated as peptidyl-prolyl cis-trans isomerase FKBP9-like. Lineage: Eukaryota; Metazoa; Chordata; Actinopteri; Cypriniformes; Cyprinidae. Gene Ontology annotation, molecular function: peptidyl-prolyl cis-trans isomerase activity; calcium ion binding. The record is from RefSeq and is a predicted model, not a curated record.